AUGGAGCCAAGAAUUGAUACCAAAAAGACGGGAAGGAAGGAGAGUGGGAGGAGCCGGGUGGGGUGGGGGCUAAUUUAUAGCCCAGCCAAAGGCAGGGCGUGCACUGCCAUGGACAGCUCUGGGUACAGCAAGUGGACCGGCGGGCCCGAGGAGGCCCCUGCAGGGGCCUUGGGAUGUUGGGGCCGGAAGGCCCUCUUGGUCGCACUGGCUGUCAUGGUCUCCACAGUCCUGUGGGCCCUCGUUCUGAGCAUCCUAUUGUCCAAGGCCUGCACAACCUGCUGCUCUGAGGUGCGGGCUCAGCUGAAGACCACAAGGGCAGAGCUUGGGGAGGCGCAGAAGAAGCUGCUGGAGCAGAGAAGCACCCUGGAGGAGCUGCGGGACAGCGUGACCAAGAACGUGGCCCAGGCGGGCAGGGACCGAAAUGCUAUCCGCACUGAACUACUGCGGGCGCUGGAGGCUGCCAAGCUCGGCAACAACUCCUGUGAGCCAUGCCCCAGGUCGUGGCUGCCCUUCGAGGGCUCCUGCUACCUUUUCUCGGAGCAAAAGAACACGUGGGAAGCCGCCCUGAACAGCUGCCAGAACGCAGGCGCACACCUAGUGAUCGUGGACGACCUGGAGGAGCAGAGCUUCUUGAGCGCACACACGCGUGGGCGUGGCUUCUGGCUGGGCCUCAAGGCUGUGCGUCAGCUGGGCAAGAUCCAGAGCUACCAGUGGGUGGAUGGCGUCCAGCUGACUUUCAGCCACUGGAAUGUGGGGGAACCCAACGACUCUCGGGGGCUAGAAAACUGCAUCAUGAUGCUGCACACGGGGCUGUGGAACGAUGCACCUUGUAACAAUGAGAGGGACAACUGGAUCUGUGAGAAGAGGCGCCGCUGCUGAUCCUGAACUCUACAAUCACUCCUCUGCAUCAGGGCUCCGCCCAGUUGCCCACAGCCACGCCCACUGCCAUCACUUCCCCCCUCCAGACUCCUCCUGUACACAGUACCCUGGUUUUUCCACCCAGGUUUGAGACCUGGGUGCUUUGAUCUCACCUCCCUGUAGUCCACAUUCAGGUGACUCAGAGAUUCCUCAGAGCUGUAAGCAGCCAGCCCCCAAACCCUUCUCUGCACCCUGUACAAUGCAGCAUGCUGCAACACAUCUCUCCUGCCCACGAGGAGCUCUGGGACCUCUGGGUAGACGACUGGCUCAGCCAGUCUGAAGCCUUUCCAGACAGCUCUUGUCCCUCCAUCUCUCCCCACACUGGGUGGACCCUGUCUUGUGAGCUCUCUUGGCAGCCCGGGGGAGCGUCAAUAAAUAUUUGAGAAUUGAA
Echinops telfairi (small Madagascar hedgehog) is the source of this 1309-nucleotide messenger RNA. Its product is annotated as C-type lectin domain family 4 member G. NCBI's taxonomy places the organism in Eukaryota, Metazoa, Chordata, Mammalia, Afrosoricida, Tenrecidae. The record is from RefSeq and is a predicted model, not a curated record.